Molecule: messenger RNA, 6415 nt
Organism: Dicentrarchus labrax (European seabass)
Lineage: Eukaryota; Metazoa; Chordata; Actinopteri; Moronidae
Product: protein FAM83G
Exons: 5
Coding region: 324-4979 (1551 amino acids)
Source: RefSeq, a predicted model, not a curated record
UCUGCCGCGGUGUCACUCAGUCACUCUCUCGCUCUCUCUGCGGCCGGUCAAGCCCUUCAUUCGGUAACGGGGAUGAUGACAGUGGCUGAGUGUUAGCGCACUAUGGCCGCUCAAAGGAAUUACAAGGCCGAUCCAAGAAGGGGACUACAUGAAGUAAUGUGUAACAAGUCCGGAGCCAAACUGCUCAGUUGUUUAAACCACAAAGGAGGAAUUAAAACGCGCUUAAGCGGCUUUCUUUACUCAAAGUCUGGAGAGGUUUAGCAACUGUCUCGUGAAACUUUUCUAUUUUUAAAGUUUCUGGUGAGGUGUCUCGCGCUCCGGACAUGGCUCUGUCUCAGCUACAGUGCCUGGACGACAACCACGUGAACCCGCGGACGCACGAGUCCAAGCCGGAGUUCCUGUACUGCGAAGACCAGCGGCUCGCGCUGGAGGCUCUCCUCCAGGAUGGUCGCGAGGCGUUUUUUAAGUACUUGGAGACUCGCGGCCUGCGGGGUUUCCUGUCGGACCUGGAGCUGGAAACUCUCGCCGGCGCCGUGGAGCCCUAUGACCCGGGAACGGAGCUCUACCCGGAGAAUGCCGAGGUCGACGAGCCCCCGCUGUCCCUUACCUACUGGCCCGAGCUGUCGGACACGUCCAUCCCACACAUGGACCUGGGCUGGCCGGACUGCGAUGCUUACCGGGGGGUGACCCGCACUACCAUGUACUCGCAGCCCCCGCUGGAUGGUCAAACGCACAUCAAAGAGAUUGUCCGAAAAAUGAUUGCGCAGGCGCAAAGGGUAAUAGCAGUGGUGAUGGAUGUCUUCACCGAUGUCGACAUCUUUAGAGAUUUGCUAGAUGCUGGUUUCAAGAGGAAGGUUUCUGUCUACAUCCUGUUGGAACAUACAUCGCUACCUCAUUUCCUGUCCAUGUGUCGGAGGGCCAACAUGCAUGCAGGACACCUCAAGCACCUUCGUGUACGCUGCAUAGAAGGAGUAGAGUUUCACACCCGUUCCUCCACCAAGGUCAGAGGGCGAAUGGGACACAGAUUCAUGUUCAUUGAUGGAGACAAAGCUGUUUCUGGGUCUUACAGUUUCACUUGGACGUCAUCGCGGCUGGAGAGAAAUCUCGUCACCGUGGUUACAGGCCAGGCGGUGGAUGGCUUUGACAGACUGUUUCGCACCCUCUACGGGACCUCCAGCUCGGUUGACAUCCGGCAGGUCGCCACGGAACCUGAACCUGAACCGGAGCCCCUCCCACAACCUGCCGCAGUGGCCCCGCCUUCUGCUGCUAUUGCUAGGAAACUGUACAAUCCAAAAUACGCCCUGGCUUUAGGCAACCCCAGCCCCAGCCCCGCCCCUUCUGCUGAAAACAGCAAUGCCAACAAGACCAAAAGUCAAAAGAACUGCAAAACUCCAGAGGUCCCAGAUACCAAGAAGGGGAGGCGGAGGAGGGCUAGUAAAGAAGCCAUACAGGAGGCUCCUCCCAUCCACCCCGGACUCAUCGAUCUAGAGAAAGCAUGCUUGAUGUCAUACCUGCCCACCUGGCCCGAGCCGGACCCCUCCAGUGAUGUCAUUGGGUUCAUUAACAUUCGAGAUUCCAACAAACCAAAUCAGGUCCAUCUACAGAGAUCUGAGAUGUUUGGAACCAGCCAAGCGAUCAGGUUUAGCAGUCCAUUCAAUAGACCUAAGGAAACCCUGCCAGAGGUGGCCAAGCCCAGGCAGCAGAUGCAGAUGAGUAAACUCAAACCAGCACAAGAUAAAACUGAGGCUGAAGAGUCGGUGGUAGACAGAGCUCAGCCGACACAACUCAAUGCACAGCCUGAUGAGAUCAAAAGUAACGCAGAGGCACCCAAGCAGAAUUCACCUGCACCAGAGUGUGAAUCUGAAAAAGACAUCACUGAGACUCUCAACACCAAGGAUAAAUUACAAUCAAAUACACCCUCCAACCAAGAGACAAGCCACAACACCACACCUCACCUCAAUGCACAUGCACCUCCCAGAUCCAGUAGCAAAGUAUCAACUCCUAACACAAGCACCCCUUCACACAGCACCCAAGGUGUCACCACAAACAAUCCUAAGCCCGACUCCCUCCCUGGAUCAAAAACUAAAGAAGCAGAAACUAGUUUGAACACACAAUGUGCUGUUGGGUACAAGGCGCACAUCCUGGAGUCGAACAGCACGCAAACCUCGGACCCGCGUGGUCCAACUGACUCAAACACAGGAGGACACACGCAAACAAAGACGGUGCUGCCACAUACAGAUUCACACACACAGGAUGCUCACACACAGCCACAAAACUCUUCUGAAAUCACCCCUAACAUCCAGACUCCCACUGUCAAUACACAUGGGUCACCCUCCUCUACCUCUGCCAUGAGCUCUCAGCCCGUCAGUUUCACCUCCCUUUCUGAAAAUCACCAGAUCUCCAUUACUACAAGCACAACUACCAGUGCCAGUUCUUCUUUGUCCUCCAUCAGCUCUUCUUCUUCCUUUCCUCCUGUUACCUCUUCUUCUACAGCUCCCAAUCCUCCCCUCCCUUCUUCCUCCAAAUCCUCAUCCUUGACCUCAGCUCCUCCCAUCCCAAAACCUCGUACUAUCCAGCUGAUUAUCAAAGACGGCGUCACCAGCGUUGGCCAGAAGCUGCCGGAGUUCAGUGUCGCCAGGAGGCCUGAGACCAGCACAGACGCGCUAGUGGUCCCUAGUGUACCUGCUGUUGCAACCGUGGCCCAGACGUCGCCGGAAAAAAAACCUGAGACUGUCCCAGAACUGCAGAACAACAGUGGGAGCAAAACAGGAGCACAAAAAGAUGCAGAGAACACAGGGAAUAUUGGAGAAGCUCCGCGGCAAAAACAGAGUGGGACUUCCCAAGAGACAAAGAAUGAGGUAGCAGUCGGACUACAUGAUGACAAGGCAGGAAUGCAGCUGGUCACUGGAAGCAACCUAGAAGCCCAGUCAGAUGUUUUGAUUACCGAUGCACCAAAGGCAGAGAGUGUGAACAUUCAAGAAAUAAUUCAGAAAGAUGUUGAGCCCAAGACGUUUACAUCGUUAGACUGCAAAUUAACCCCACAGAUAGACUGUGUAGCCGUAGUACAGGCAGGGACCAAGGCCCCAGAAAGAGCCCCGGCAGACUGCGAGUUUCCUGAAGUGCCAAAUGAAAACAGGAAGAAUGUAACACAAGGCAAAACAUACCGCGCAACCCCACAUGAACUUCAGAGAAUAUCAUAUUGUGAAUCCUCUCCACAUAAUAUAGGUGCAUUAAACGCUGUGGAGUCUUUAAAAGUUCCAACACACACUGUUUCUGCCACACACAACCCACACAUGUCUAAAGACAGUGCUGGUGAUAGCACACACACAUCUGUUGUAGACACACUUGGCCAGCAAGGUUAUCCGAGUUUCACACCAGAACACUGCACAGACACUAUGCCAAAUAUUACAAAACAUAACACACACAGCACCCUUCAGGAACUUAUCCCUAAAGCACGGGGAAACACACACACACCUGAAAAACCCCUGCAUUUACAUAUCUCCGACACUCACGUGCCAGACCUGCGUUCGGCAACGCCUGAGACGGAAUCGCGGUUACUCGCAGCUCUCGCAUGCGCACCAACUCCACACGGAUUUAUUCCAUGCAUGCCCACCCCAGACUCACAAACGCACACACCGGAUCCACGGUCAUACACUCCAGACUUUCGGACACCCACGCCCGACGGGUAUGUCUCACCAAGAACGGACUCCGCUCUCUCCACAACCUCAGAGGAGUAUUACGAAUGCAGAGACUCUCCUCUCCACGAGCCUGUGUUUGACCGAGCAGCCUACAGCAACCAUGGGACGACAGAGGAUCAUGUUAGCUUCACACACACAAACACUCCUAAUGCUACAAGCGUUGCCACUAGUCCUGCAUACAUAAAUUAUAACACACUAGGCACUACAGACCAGAAUACCUCUAGCAGUGAAACACAGAGUUUGUCUGGGCCUCCUAGCGACUCUUCUUCGUCUUCUUUAAUUGAGAAGAAACUGAAAAGGGGGGAGGAAGAAACCGUAAAUGAAGAAAAUGGGAGAGAAGUGGAUGAAAAGGAGAGGAAAGUGAGUGUGGCAGAGAGGAGUACAGAGGGAGAUUUGCGGGGGACACAGAGGAAAGCCAGCGAGGAAGCAAAAAGAACAGCAGACCAUUUUAACCAAAGUAAAGAUUUGACAGAGACAGUAGAAACGAGCAAGGAGGCCCAACCACAAGACCCCAAGAGGAAGAGGGUGCUUAACCAAUCAGCAGCAGAGAGACUGGUCGACGGAGGAGUGACUCCAGGAGAGCUAACCAGUGAGGGAGCAGAGCCAAAGCGAUUGUCCACAGGGGACCUUAAACCAAAGACGGUUUCUACUGAGGGAGAUAGGCCCCAGUUAACCAAAGAGACUGAGGGACAGAAGCUUUUGCAGACUCCUCCUAGACCUCCACGAGACCAACCAUCCAGACCCCUUUGUCCUCUCUCAGCCAGCCAGCAUUUUGGGCCUCAUCCCUGGGUAAGCCGUCAGCUGAACAAGGCAGAAAACAAGGCACUCCACAGUAGUUUCCUGGUGUUGGACAACGGCUCAUCUCCUUGCAGACCAACAGCUAGACCACCUCCUCCAGCGGUAGCAGGUGCUGUUGGGUCCGCAGCUGGGCAGAAGCAGGCUGAAGUCUUGCACAGUCAGCAGAGCCUCCUCUCUCGACAGUCUCUUGCAGUGCAGGGCAGAGCUGGACAGUCGCCGAAUCAACAUCCUUACCCAAAACCCCAGGCCUCAUUUCUCCACACACACCCUAACGUACAGUCACAGCUCCAUCCUCACUCCCAGAUCCAGACGGUAUCAGCACAGGAGGCGCGCUGCCAGGAAGAAGGAAGGGCUCCUUUUACCGUUUCUUUUAGCAGGCUAUACAGCCUUAAGGGCCUGAAGGAAAAGAUGAAUAAGCUGCCAGUACAGAGCAGGAGAACCAGCACCAGCUCUCCGGUACAUGGACGUAAGAGCACAGGCUAGUCUGGUACCAUUACUGUAGCACAUCAAGCUGAAGAAGAGGGUUGAAAGUCCAAGAAAACAGCUUUAUAAAAUCUUGACCCAGUGUUUGUGCUGUAAAGGAAACGCCACAUUUCACAGCCUCUGUCCUGCUAACAAGGCAAAUAUUUGCCUCUGCACUACCAUUUCGUCCUAAGGUUACUUCUUGCUGACAGUUUUAGUGAAUGUCUGAACCUUGACCCAUGACUUGUGGCGUUGACCUUCUCCUGAUUCGUCUGAUGGAGGAUUUGUUUUCCACAUGGCAGUUUGAAUAUGAAAGCACUUCUGUGCGUCAUGUUGCUCAUUACUGACCAAACAAAGUGUGAUUGGAGUAAAGUGUUUUUUCUUUUUCUUAUUCUCAUUUCUAGACACGGUUCUUCUUCUCAACCACUUCCUAUUUACAUUUUAGCACUGGGAAUUACCUCAGUUUUUACUUUGAGUUCAGGAUGAUUUAAAAUGUGGGACUUACAGUAAUAUGGUAUCUGUGCUUCCAAUAUGCUGUAUGAGUGGGCUUCAUUCAUCAAAAUGCACAGUAGUAGAGUUAAAUAGUAUAAAAUAGGUACUAUCAGUACAUGUUUGUGUCAGUCUGUACUGUACUGUAUUUUGUGUGAUCACAGACUGGCUCUUCCAACAUGGUGUCAGAGAUUUACUAUUCUCUAUCACCACUUUACAUUCUGUGAGCGGACAAAUGAGUAAAUGUUCAAAUGGCUGACCUCAUGACAGGUGAACAUGAAUUAAAUUGUUUAUAUUGUGUUUAUAUGAGUUGAGUGGGUGCAUUUGUCACACGUUUGUAUUAUAAUAUGACAAGUUUUUCCUCUUCUGUGCGUUCAAAAAGUGCUUACGAUUCAAGCCUGAAUGCUGAAACUGUUGAUGCGGAAUGUUAUAUUAUUUUUUGUUGAUGUCUCAGACUUUCAUUUUGGUUAUUUUGCAUUCUUCCGUUGUGUGCUGUACAUUGAAAGACUAAAGCCGCGAGGUUAUUGAUUUAUCCUUUGUUUACACUAAAUUCCAUUUACAUUCAAAAUGCUUUUUUGCCUGGAAGACAAAGUCACACCAACUGUGGCCAAACAAAGCGUAUGUUAUCUGCAGAGACGAGCACAAACACCGCACAGGACAGGCUUGUUACUCUGAAGAUAAAUACAGAUGUCCUGGGGAUUAUAACAACAGUGUACAAGAUGGCGCUGUUAGUUUAUCUAAAGGAAAAUGGUAAUGUGGAGAACAAAUAAAGGUAUCACUGACAUCAGUGACAUGGCUGAUGGUCACAUAAUAUUGUUAGACAGAAAAAACAACUGUUUCGCAAAGCUACAAAUGAGAAAAGCUGUAAUCUUGUUAUGGAGACAGACAUGGAAUCUGUACACUUGCUGAAUGUUUGCCUGUGUCUUAACUACUAAACCAUCUUUAUUUGACUGCAGCGAAUCCCCAUA